AUGUCUACAAUCAGAUGGGUGGAUCUGCUAUCCAGCGAGUCCAACCUCUCCCACUCAGUCGCCAACAACGAGGAUGUUGCCGAGAAGGCCAAGAAGAAAAAGUUCCCCUACGACCAGGAGAGGGACCUGAACAGCAGCUUCUUAAAUUCGUACAAUGGGGACCUAGACAAUAGCAAUGUGGGGAUCAACUUGAAGAUAAAAAAUAUGUCCAUCGUGGAGGAGGAGAAGGAGGAGAAGCAAGAGAAGGAGAAGUCCCUCCUGGGGGGGAGUAAAACCACCGGACAAAUGACCCACUGGCGAGAUGUAAACGAAGGUGAAAGGGGCUGUCCCCCCAGUGCAGCUCCAAACGGGGAGAUGACACACACUGCAGAGGGAGAGUCAGGCAAGAGCACAGAAGGAGUGCCCCCCAAGGGUGCAAAAGAGGAGAACACCAGUGGAGACAACAGAACGAAUGCCCUAACAAAUGUAGUGGAGGAGGAGAAACACCAUGUUAGUGAGAAAUUGGUGAGUCUGGUCAAUCUGGUGAGUCUGGUGAGUCCUUCCCAGGAGGAGAAGACCAUCCCAAAGGAGGAUUCGCCCAAGGAACCACCUAAUGGGGACACCGCUCUAGAAAAGAGAAACAAAACGGGGAAGAACUGCCCCAAUGUAGGGAAGAACCCAACGGAGGAAAACGCCAAAAAGGACCCCCCCAACAGAGUCAGCGUGCAGAGUGGAAGCGGGCAAUCCGCAAGCGAAAGUGCAAAGAAGGUAAGUGAAAGGAGACCAAGUGCGGGGAAGAAGAACAAGAAGAACCCAUCAAACGGAACUGCGCUCACCAAAGGGAGCAGGAGCAACAGAAUAAAAAACGUGUCAGUGGGUAAAGAGGCCAUACAGAAUUCAUACUUCGCUCGGUACAUUGUGAAGAAGGGGGGGGGGAGAAGCGUUCCCGGUGAUACUGUUCCUGGUGAUGCUGUUCCGGGGGGCAGCUUACUAUUGAAGGCUGCGAACGAGGGGGAAGUGUCCAGGGGGAAGAAGAGGAAAGACAGAGCCCUGCUGUGCGAGAACAGCACGGCUUCAAAGUUCAACUGCACGCUGUCGCACGACGUGACGGUGGACGACAGCAAUGUGCCGCUGAACCCGGCCAAGAAGGCGAGGGGACGGACAAAGGAAGCGGCAGGGGAAGCGGCAGGGGAAGCGGCAGGGGAAGCGGCAGGGGAAGCGGUAAAGGAAACGGCAAAGGAGGGAGCCGCCGCUGCAAUGGAAGCGAUAAAGGAGGGAACCGCCGCUGCAAAUGCAGUGCCCGCGCCGCCCGGGAACCCCCCCCGAGACGGGGCAACCAACGUGGUGACGAAGAGCGCCACCGCAGGUGCCCCCCCAGUGGCCGAGCAAAGCAGCAACCAUUUGGGAAUAGCGCAAAAUAUGCCCUCGCCCCCCAAAUGUAAUCUGCCCCCCCCAAAUCACCACCAACACCUCAGCAGCGACAAUAUCAAUUUGGAGAAAUUCAAAAAUUUCGACGCGAAUUUUAUUAACUACUUGGGAGACAUUCGGAGCCACUUCAGCGACCCGUUCGUGAGCUCCAACAGCAACCGGGUGAAUAGCCGUCUGAAGGAAAUCGCCGUAGGGAAGUCCACGAAGGAGUAUAAAAAUUACGUGAAGGUGGUGAAAUAUGAAGAGAGGAUGGAUGACGACCCCAGCACGCCCAACGCGUAUGAGAACGUGACGAAUGCAAAGUUCCAGGCCAAGUACAACCUCUGGAGGAAAAAGCUGCACAGGUUUGACUCCAUCGGGUAG
Plasmodium vivax (malaria parasite P. vivax) is the source of this 1770-nucleotide messenger RNA. RefSeq lists its product as hypothetical. Lineage: Eukaryota; Apicomplexa; Aconoidasida; Haemosporida; Plasmodiidae. The record is from RefSeq and is a predicted model, not a curated record. Gene Ontology annotation, cellular component: histone pre-mRNA 3'end processing complex; cytoplasm. The coding region runs from base 1 to 1770 and encodes 589 amino acids. Gene Ontology annotation, biological process: mRNA transport; mRNA 3'-end processing by stem-loop binding and cleavage. Gene Ontology annotation, molecular function: histone pre-mRNA stem-loop binding; mRNA binding. The transcript is spliced from 2 exons.